Molecule: messenger RNA, 384 nt
Organism: Fusarium odoratissimum NRRL 54006
Lineage: Eukaryota; Fungi; Ascomycota; Sordariomycetes; Hypocreales; Nectriaceae
Exons: 3
Coding region: 1-384 (127 amino acids)
Molecular function (GO): heme binding; iron ion binding; monooxygenase activity
Source: RefSeq, a predicted model, not a curated record
AUGGACCUUUUAAUUCGUGAGCAUGCCGAAGCUAUGCUGGAGGAAAGGAAGGGAGGUGUGUAUGGUCGCUUAGAGCUUUCUAGUUCCGAAGAAGAGAUGAUCUUUAGCAAGAGGGCACAGCACAUCGACGAGCACUCUCUGCAAGCGGUUAUCAAGGAAUCUCCGAGACUUUACCCCCUAGGGUCGGAUCUAAAGCAGGCACCUCCAGGUACAACAAUCACCACACACGAUGGCCGCCGUCUUCCUAAUGCCAAUGGCCUCAUCAUGACAGCCAGCACGCACACCAUCCACUACGACGCAAACAUAUAUCCAGACCCGCACAUCCUUUCGGCCAGAACGAUGGCUAGAUCCAGAGAAGGCACCCCCGGAACCCGGUUACUUUAG